AUGGCCUUCAACUUAAACAUUGCGAAUUGUAAUUUGCACCUUCUUUUGUGUAUUCUACUCGCUGGUGAUAUCGCCACAAACCCUGGUCCUGUUCAAUCUCGUAGAAUGCCGGAUAACAACUGCCUAGAAGUGCGGCUCUAUUUGAACGCCCGAAAUGUGAAGUCGUUCGUCUCUACCGACAACAUCCCUGCAAGAAAAGUUUGUAAAAUAACUUUAAUUCAAGAUUUAGUCUACGGGUGCAAUUACGAAGUCAUCUGUAUCUGCGAGACAUGGCUGAACAAUACGAUCAUUGACUCGGAACUUCUCCCAGGCUUCAACAUAUUUCGCCAAGAUAGAAUUG
Messenger RNA from Paramuricea clavata, 340 nucleotides. Lineage: Eukaryota; Metazoa; Cnidaria; Anthozoa; Malacalcyonacea; Plexauridae. The record is from the annotation of a GenBank genome assembly.